GCUGCGUCAGAGUGUCAUUCUCACUGCAGUCCAGACAAGUCUCUGUUUCUCUCUGAAAGAAAGUUCAAACUGACUUCAUCAGGUCUUUGUCAACAACACAGCAGAGUCUCUGCCAAACACUGAUAUGGCUGCUGCAAACUAUCUUCCAACUGAAGAUCAGUUUCUGUGCUCCAUCUGUCUGGAUGUGUUCACUGAUCCUGUCAGCACACGGUGUGGACACAACUUCUGCAAAACCUGCAUCAAUACACACUGGAAUAAUAAUGACCAGUACCUGUGUCCCAUGUGUAAAGAGACUUUUACCACAAGACCACAGCUGAGGGUCAAUACUUUCAUCACUGAGAUGGUUGUUCAGUUCAGACAGUCAGCUCAACAGAAAGCCAGCAUCAGCAGCUCAGAGCAACAAGUGUCUGAACCAGGAGAAGUUCCCUGUGACGUCUGCACAGGAACCAAACUGAAGGCCCUGAAGUCCUGCCUGGUGUGUCUGGUCUCCUACUGUGAGACUCACCUGGAGCCUCAUCUGACAGUGUCAGGCCUGAAAAGACAUCAGCUGAUCGACGCUGUGGAGAACCUGGAAGGCAGGAUGUGUACGAAGCACGAUAAACCUCUGGAGCUGUUCUGUAGGACCGACCAGACGUGUGUCUGCAUGCUCUGCACUGUUUUAGACCACAAGAUGCAUGAUGUUGUUCCUCUGAAAGAAGAAUAUGAGGAAAAGAAGGCUGAGCUGGGGAAGACAGAGUCUGAAAUUCAGCAGAUGAUCCAGAAGAGACGGCUGAAGAUUCAGGAGUUAAAACACUCAGUCGACCUCAGUCAGAAAGAUGCAGACAGAGAGAUAUCAGAAGGAGUUCAGGUCUUCACUGCUCUGAAGGAGGCAGUUGAGAGAGGCCUGAACGAGCUCAUCAAAACUAUAGAAGAGAAGCAGAGAACAACACAGAAACAGGCUGAAGACUUCGUCAAAGAGCUGGAACAGGAAAUCUCUGAGCUGAAGAAAAGAAGCACUGAGGUGGUGCAGCUCUCACGCUCUGAAGACCACCUCUAUCUCCUCCAGAGUGUCCAGUCCCUAAACACCCACCACCCAACACCCACCAAGGACUGGACAGAGGUCAGCGUCUGUCCAUCAUCAUAUGAGGGGACUGUGGUGAGAGCUGUGGCUCAGCUGGAGGAGACACUCAGUAAACAGAUGAAGAAGCUGCUCCCUGAUUUUGAGCUGAAGUGGGUCCAGCAGUAUGCAGUGGAUGUGACUCUUGAUCCUGAUACAGCUUAUCAUGAACUGAUCCUGUCUGAUGAUGGGAAACAGGUAAAUGAUAGUAAUGUGAAGAAGAAUCUCCCAGACAAUUCAGAGAGAUUUUCUGAUUUUGUCUGUAUUUUAGGAAAGCAGAGUUUCUCUUCAGGUAGAUUUUACUUUGAGGUUCAAGUCAAAGGAAAGACUGAGUGGGAUUUGGGAGUGGUCAGAGAGUCAAUCAACAGGAAGGGAGACAUCACACUGAGCCCUGAGGAUGGUUUCUGGGCUAUAUGUUUGAGAAAAAGAAACAAGUACAAAGCUCUUGCUGCCCCUGCAGUCCUUCUCUCUCUGAAGUCUCGGCCCAAGAAGGUGGGGGUGUUUGUGGAUUAUGAGGAGGGUCUGGUCUCCUUUUAUGAUGUAGAUGCUGCAGCUCUUAUCUACUCCUUUACUGGCUGCUCCUUCACUGAGAAGCUCUUCCCAUACUUCAGUCCUGGUUUAAGGUAUGGUGGUAAAAAUUCUGCCCCUCUGAUCAUCUGUCCUGUCAGGGUAAAAUAAUCAUGUCUCUCAUUUGAUGUACUGAUUUUUUUUUUCUGUUGAAGGGAACACAAAACAUAUUAAGUGUGGAUGCUGUAUAGUUUACAUCUUAUUUUCUACAGUAACUGUUUCAUAUAAUGAUUGAUCAACACUUCAUUGUGGUUUGAUUGUAUUAGUUGUAUGCCUUUAAACAGGGAAAACAUUCAUUUAAAGCAUUCAUAUCUUCAACCCUGUACAUGACACACAAAGAAUAUCCACUUUAAACUCUGUUGAAGCCACAGAAAUGUAUUAUCACUUCAGGAAGAAAUCACUGUUUCUAUCUUGUGUAAUAAGUGUUUUAGUUAACUAAUGGUCACUUUGGCCAUUUGUUGUGUGUUUUGUGAAUACUGGUAAGAUGGCUUAUGAGUCAAUGAAUAUAUAUUUUUAAAUAUAUGAUUUUUAAAUAAAAAUUGUUAAAUGAACUAGUUGAAUAAAAGUCCAGAGCAAGCAGUUACUUGAGUGAUUUUUAUUAAUUGAGUGUGCUUGAAAAAGCACACUAUAUACUAGGGGUUUAAGGAUACACAAAAAUCACGAUUCGAUACUUACCUCGGUUUUGAGGUCACGGUUCGGUUCAUUUUCGGUAUAGUAUGGAAACAAAAUGCAAAGCCUAAAUUUGCAUGUUAUCUAUUAGCAUGCUUAUAAAUAAUAAACAACAAAUAUAUUUUGCUUGCAAACCAACAAGUUAUUGUGACAUUACACAAAUAUGAAAAUAAAAUAAAAAAUAGAAUACAAUUGCAAAGUUCUGCCUGGUAAUAAUUUAAAUGAAAUGUUCUCAAGUAAACAAAAUAUAUAUAAAAUAAGCUUUCCAAUAAAUAAAAUAUUCUCAAAUAGACAAAAAAUAUAUUAAAUAUUAUAAAAAAU
Centropristis striata (black sea bass) is the source of this 2653-nucleotide messenger RNA. Its product is annotated as E3 ubiquitin-protein ligase TRIM21-like. NCBI's taxonomy places the organism in Eukaryota, Metazoa, Chordata, Actinopteri, Perciformes, Serranidae. Gene Ontology annotation, molecular function: protein binding; zinc ion binding. The transcript is spliced from 2 exons. The record is from RefSeq and is a predicted model, not a curated record. The coding region runs from base 125 to 1774 and encodes 549 amino acids.